Molecule: messenger RNA, 2049 nt
Organism: Diuraphis noxia (Russian wheat aphid)
Lineage: Eukaryota; Metazoa; Arthropoda; Insecta; Hemiptera; Aphididae
Gene: Rab1
Product: RAS oncogene family member Rab1
Molecular function (GO): GTP binding; GTPase activity
Source: RefSeq, a predicted model, not a curated record
ACUGCGGUUGCAUGCAUGGUGCAUGACACUCGAAAGACAACCGUCGUGUCCGUCGGCCAUAUUUGUUCAAGCGUCGUCGUCGUCGUCGUCGUCAUCGGCACCCCUCCGCCACCGCUGUCGCCCAUACCGUUCCCCUGCCCCGCCUGCCUAUUAGCUCAGUUAUUGUGUGACGUGUGUGUCGGGAGUUCGGGAGGUCUGCCGCCGUGUCUGUGUAUCAUCGACGUUUUAUCAAACGGGAGAAAUAAAGAGAGAAAAAAAUAUACACAUACACCCGCCCAUUGCGCCAUACUGCCAUAGUCACCGCCGUUGCUGUAACAAUAUUGCGUCUUUACACAGUGCACACGAAAUCACACUUAUUGUGUUUYCGCAUCCCGACGACUCGUUUCCACGGCGCACAUCACUCACUUACGUCGCUCGUGACCGUUCUCGUCCCGUUUCGACUGAAAACGUACGUAUUAUUAUAACUACGCAAUCGACUACAAGGCAAUCAAAUAUAUUCAUUAACAUUCCGCAGCAGCUCGUUAUCACUCGACGUCGUUGUCGUAUCUACGCGAACGCCCCUUAGCCUCUGCCGCAAGCAAUCUUCGUCGCCAUUGUAGUCGUCAUCUCUGAAAAACUUACCAACAAAACUUGACAACAUGAGUCCGGAUUACGAUUACUUGUUCAAGCUGCUGCUGAUUGGCGAUUCAGGCGUUGGAAAAUCAUGCUUGCUCUUGCGGUUUGCCGACGAUACAUAUACCGAUUCGUACAUAAGCACCAUUGGCGUGGAUUUUAAAAUCCGCACCAUCAAACUGGACAAUAAGACUGUGAAGCUUCAAAUCUGGGAUACUGCAGGGCAAGAGCGUUUCCGUACAAUCACAUCAUCAUAUUAUCGUGGAGCACAUGGCAUCAUUGUCGUGUAUGAUUGCACAGAUAUGGAGACAUUCACUAAUCUGAAACAGUGGCUAGAGGAAAUAGCUAGGUAUGCAUGUGAUAAUGUCAACAAGUUACUGGUGGGUAACAAGUGCGACUUGCACGACAAGCGUGCUGUGGAUGAAGCAACAGCCAAAGAAUAUGCUGACCAUCUAAAAAUCCCGUUCUUGGAAACGUCUGCUAAACAAGCAACUAAUGUGGAAUUGGCAUUUUUAACUAUGGCUGCCGAGAUUAAGAACCGUAUUGGACCACUAGAUAGCCAAGGGCCAGGAGGGGCAGCUGAUGGGGUUGGAAAAGUAACAAUUGAUUCAAAAUCAUCCGACACAUCUGGUGGGUCAGGUGGUUGCUGUUAAUGAUACCAUGACAAUGUCAUCGUAAGCAUUGCAGAACGCUUGUGGACAACUUACUAUCGUUACUGAUGAUGAAGAACCGAGCUACAGACGGAGAUAGAUGAUAUAUAUAUGUAUAUAUAUAUAUUUACAACUACUAAUUAAAACAAAUUUCAAGUUGGGGAAAUACAUUUUUGAAUCCAAAAUACAUUUAAAAAAUAAUAAAAUAGAAGUGUGCCAUUGGCAUGCUCACCGCCAGUUCACCCCUGCCCACUACUGUCUUAAAUUAUUAUAUUUUUUCAACGCGUUUAUUUUGUGUACAUAUACAUAAUAUUAUAUAUUUUAUUAUUAUUAUUAUUAUUAUUAUUACCUUUAAUUAUUAAUUACGUCAUCAUAGCAGCAUCAGUCGUGGUUUGUUCUUUAUUAUUAUUAUUAUUAUUUUUAUUCCGUUUCUUUAUAUUAUUAUAAUAAUCGUCAAUGUUAUUCGCAUACAACCUCCUCCAAAAUACCAAAAACAUUCCUAUUAUCUCUGUGCUCAACCAGAUAAAAAAAAGCUUAAAAAUAAUUCGACAACAACCUAUUGUCAACUUGUCGAUGAAUCUCCUUAAUCCCUUACACAACACACUUAUAUGCUGUUAUUAUUCAAUUACAUAGAUUUGUAUGCGAACCCUCCCUCCGCACUUUUGCACAUUGUGUAAAUUUCAAUUUUCUAGAAUUUACUAAAGUCACUCUGCAAAACUAAAUUUUUUUUUUAAAUAUAAUAUACUACAUAUUAUCUGCCUGCCAGCAAACAGUUAAUUAAUAUAUA